This is a messenger RNA of Porites evermanni, 402 nucleotides long. The record is from the annotation of a GenBank genome assembly. NCBI's taxonomy places the organism in Eukaryota, Metazoa, Cnidaria, Anthozoa, Scleractinia, Poritidae.
ACAGUUUCAAUAUUUUACUCCUACUACAAGAUUUAUAAGACUCUUAAAGAAAACACUCGAAAUCUAAAUGCCCACAGCAUAGAAGAUGCAGCGGCCUCAUCAAGACGUCCUGCAACUGAUAUCAGACUCUUAAAAACUAGUUUCACGGUCAUUUGUGUAUUUCUUGUAACAUGGGGACCAGUGACUGCUGUAGUGAUUGUUGAGACCACUGGGAGCCUUAUCCCCAGGGAGAUUUUUACGGCAGCUAUUUACCUCAUGUUCAUUAGUAGUUUAGUAAAUCCAAUUAUAUACGGGAUUAUGAAUCCGCCUUUCCAAGCGGCCUUCAAAAGGGCUUUGAAUUUUGGUCGUUAUGGCAACAACCAAAAAAAAGAGAGUUCUACAGGAAAUAGAGACAAGCCUUGA